Messenger RNA from Daucus carota subsp. sativus, 1346 nucleotides. Its product is annotated as mitogen-activated protein kinase kinase kinase 20. The coding region runs from base 166 to 1221 and encodes 351 amino acids. Gene Ontology annotation, biological process: protein phosphorylation; signal transduction. Gene Ontology annotation, molecular function: ATP binding; protein kinase activity. NCBI's taxonomy places the organism in Eukaryota, Viridiplantae, Streptophyta, Magnoliopsida, Apiales, Apiaceae. The transcript has a single exon. The record is from RefSeq and is a predicted model, not a curated record.
UAAUAUUUUAUUCUCAUCCACCUAUAUAUACCACCACCCUUCAUUAGUUAGUUAUUAUUACUCGUUCUGUUGUGAGCUCUCCCAAAUCAACCGAGAAAAGAAUCUCUACACAAGCAAAUACUCAGUAUUAUCUAUACACGAGAUUUUAGAAUUGAAUUGAGAUAUAUGGAGUGGGUUCGGGGCGAAAGAAUCGGGCAUGGAAGCUUUGGAACAGUGGAUUUAGCGAUACGAAAUGGUUCGGUGAUGGCGGUUAAAUCGUGUGCUGCGUCGCAUUCGUCUUCGCUUGUUAAUGAGAAAGUGAUUCUGGAUCAACUAAGAGACUGUCCGCAGAUUAUUCAGAGUUUCGGUGAUUGUUUUAGUUUCGAGAAUGGGGAGAGACUGUACAAUGUGUUGUUGGAGUACGCGUCUGGGGGAGAUUUGGGUGGUAAGAUCAAGAAUUCGAGUUCCGGGAAAUUAGCGGAAUUCGAGGUUCAGAGAUGUACGAAAUCGAUUUUACGAGGGAUUGAUUCGGUUCAUCGAAAUGGGUUUGUUCAUUGUGAUAUUAAGCUUCAGAAUGUUCUUCUUUUCGGCUCGAAAUUUGGCGGGAAUGAUUUGAUAAAGAUUGCCGAUUUCGGGUUGGCGAAAAGGGCGGGAAAGAAGAGUUCAGGGGGCGAGUUACGCGGGACGCCAAUGUAUAUGUCGCCGGAAAUGGUGGCCGGAGGGGAGCAGGAGGCGCCGGCGGACAUUUGGGCACUGGGGUGCAUGGUGGUGGAGAUGCUGACCGGAGCUCCGGCGUGGAAGUGCCGGAGGGAGACGGAUUUCGGCGGGUUGUUUAUGAGGAUUGGAGUGGGAGAAGAAGUGCCGGAGAUUCCUCAAGAAUUAUCCGACGCCGGAAAAGAUUUUCUAGGGAAAUGUUUUGUAAAAGACCCGAGAUCAAGAUGGACGGCUGAGAUGCUGCUACGUCAUCCAUUCGUGGCUAAUGAUGAUUUGUUACAGUGUUGUGAAGUUACUUCAACUUCUCCUAGGAGCGCCUUUGAUUUUCCAGAUUGGGUGUCUGAACAGUCAUCUCAAAUGACGGUUAUGCCCUCACCGGAAUAUUCCUCGAAGCCCAGCUCAUUUGACGAGUUCGAUAAAAUUGAGUCAUUUUCAACAUCGCCAGCGGUCAGAUUAAACGAGCUAGUGACUGAUCAUCAGACGCCCAAUUGGUCUGUUUUUGACAGUUGGGUCACAGUAAGGUCGUAGGAAAUUAGAGAUUCUUAUUUAGGUUAUUUCUUGAUUUUUUCGAAGAGUUAGAUUGAUUGAAUUUCAUUGAAGUUGUAAAUAUUCUAAGCGAGUAAUGAAGAGAUACAGGAAAUUUUGUUAGUUCA